This is a messenger RNA of Onychostoma macrolepis, 2381 nucleotides long. RefSeq names its product solute carrier family 24 member 3 (gene slc24a3). Gene Ontology annotation, biological process: intracellular calcium ion homeostasis; calcium ion transmembrane transport. Gene Ontology annotation, cellular component: membrane. The transcript is spliced from 17 exons. The record is from RefSeq and is a predicted model, not a curated record. Lineage: Eukaryota; Metazoa; Chordata; Actinopteri; Cypriniformes; Cyprinidae. Gene Ontology annotation, molecular function: calcium, potassium:sodium antiporter activity; calcium channel activity. The coding region runs from base 396 to 2381 and encodes 661 amino acids.
UCUCUCUCUCUCUCAGUGCAUGGACUUCAUCCUAGGUGUACCAUUAGAAGAGCAGCGUUCCAGUUUCUCCCCGUCUCUCUCUCUCUCUCUCUGACUGCGUUCACUUCCUUACUUUCACCCCUCCCUCCCUCUCGCGCGCUCUCCUCCUCUAACAUCCUCGAUCUCUCAGCAGCAGCAGUUUGUGUCCUGAGAGAACUGGCACCAAACUGACGCAUCCAUGGGGCGCGCGCAGCAUCUUUAUUUCACCACGUUACAAUUUGAAGUCAUAUAGGGGAAUAUUCACGUCAACGCAGCAAAUACACUAUAGUCGUUUGGCGUUUCAUCUUCCGGCUUAAAACUCUAAGUCGCACCAUAUCUGUCUGUGUUUGUGACAUUUGUAGCUGUGUUGGGCUGUGAUGAUGGAUGGGGAUGCGUGUGUUCGCGUGUGGACUCGACCGCUGCAAGUGAUGCUCCAGCAGAAGAAGAUCAAAGCGCGGAGGAAAAAGCGUAAGGAGUUGUUCGGAGGACAGAUGUGCUUCGUGGGGCUGCUGCUGCUGGCGGUGUCCGGCUUGUCCAGUUUGGCCGAGAAUUCCGGUUAUGGCAUCUCCAGUCUCUCAGCUGAAGAUAGUGAGAGGUGGGAAAGCCGCAGGCUGCUGCAGGACUUUGACAUUGACAGCAACUACACUGAUGAAGGGCAGGUUGGGCCCAAUGCUGAAAAGAACUGCACACCACCUGGUAUACAUGAGUUCCCUGAAGAUAUCUUCACCAACCAGGAGCGAAUGGAGGGGGCUGUAGCCUUGCAUGUUCUGUGUGCCAUGUAUAUGUUUUACGCACUGGCACUGGUUUGUGAUGACUACUUUGUGCCCUCUCUGGAGAAGAUCUGUGAGCGCCUCCAUCUCAGCGAGGAUGUAGCAGGAGCCACGUUCAUGGCAGCAGGAAGUUCAGCUCCUGAACUCUUCACCUCUGUCAUAGGUGUAUUUAUCACCAAAGGAGAUGUGGGAGUGGGCACAAUCGUGGGUUCUGCCGUCUUCAAUAUCCUCUGCAUCAUCGGAGUGUGUGGGAUCUUUACUGCACAGGCAGUACAGCUCUCGUGUUGGACGUUAAUGAGAGACUCGGUGUACUACACUAUCUCAGUGACCGCUCUGAUCGUGUUCAUCUAUGAUGAGAAGGUGACAUGGUGGGAAUCGCUCAUCCUAGUUGUACUGUACAUAUUUUACAUUAUAUUAAUGAAAUUUAACUCGCGGGUGGUUCAUUACAUCGAGCGGCGGAAAAAGAACUCGGCAAAUCUGGGUAAUGGCACAGCCAGUAACACAGACAUCGACGAUGGGUGCGAUGCCACUGUCGUGCUGCUUAAGAAAGCAAAUUUCCACAGGAAGCCAUCAGUGCUGAUGGUGGACGAACUCUUGUCUGCAUACCCUCAUCAGCUGUCCUUCUCUGAGGCCGGAAUGAGAAUCAUGAUCACUAGCCACUUCUCUCCUCGCACACGCCUCACGAUGGCCUCCAGAAUGCUUAUUACAGAGAGGCAGCGUCUGAUAAACAGUCGUUUCAGUAACGGGGACUCAGAGGUGACGGUAAAGAUCCCAGGAAAGCGUGGGGUGGAGAAUGGGCUGGCAGGACCGGACCGAGGCCUGAACGGGCGAAAGGGAGGUCACCAUGAUGACGACAGGGGAGGAGCUGAAGCCGGCACUGACACCGAAAACGAGAACGAGGACAAUGAAAACAAUGAGAACGAUGAGGAGGAAGAGGAGGAAGAUGACAACGAAGGACCCUAUGUACCAUACCGCUGCCCCGGUGGGGUCUGUAAUAAGCUAAAGUGGCUGCUGGCCUGGCCACUGAGUCUGCUGCUGUUCUUCACCGUGCCCAACUGUUCCACGCCUCGCUGGGAGCGCUGGUAUAUGGCCUCGUUUGUCAUCUCCACCCUCUGGAUUGCUUCCUUCUCUUACAUCAUGGUUUGGAUGGUCACAGUGAUCGGUUACACUAUGGGCAUCCCUGAUGUCAUCAUGGGCAUCACUUUCUUGGCUGCUGGCACCAGCGUUCCUGACUGUUUGGCCAGUUUAAUUGUCGCACGGCAAGGAAUGGGUGACAUGGCUGUGUCUAACUCCAUUGGUAGUAAUGUGUUUGAUAUCCUGAUUGGGCUUGGUCUGCCCUGGGCCCUCCAGACUUUGGCCAUCGACUAUGGCUCCACAAUUCACCUGAACAGUAAAGGCCUGAUUUUCUCAGUUGGGCUGCUGCUAGCAUCUGUGUUUCUCACGGUACUCGGUGUACAUUUGAACAAGUGGAAGCUGGACAAGCGUUUGGGUUUCAUCUGUUUGCUGAUGUACUCUGUCUUCCUGUGUUUCUCCAUCCUCAUCGAGUUUAACGUAUUCACCUUCGUCAAUCUACCCACCUGCCGUGAGGAAUGA